GGUCGGUCUGCCUAAACCUAUAUAAGUACUGCAGCCAAAGCUUUCCAAAGUCUCUCUUGCCAACCGCAAAGAUGAACUACGGAUCUGACCACUAUACCUCGUCGUCCUACCGAAAGAUCUUCGGGGACGCCCCUCGUUUCUCACCCUCAACCUCUCGUAUGAGCAGUCCCUCCGCCUCCUCCCGCAGUUCUGUGUCCUCCACCAGUUACAGGUCUGCGGUGUCUCUCCCCCGCAGCAAUGCGUCAUCGCUAGGUUACUACAGAAGGACCGGUCAGUCUUCUUCCUUUUCGACGGUUCCAGGUGACAGCCUCGAAUUGACUCAAUCCUCCGUCCUCAGCAAUGAGUUGAAAGUCACCCGAACCAAUGAGAAAGAACAACUGCAGGGUCUCAAUGACCGCUUCGCCAUGUUCAUCGAGAAAGUGCGUACCCUGGAGCAGCAGAACAAGGUCUUGGAGACGGAGCUGGUGACUCUGCGCCAGAGGCAGCACGAGCCAUCCCGCAUCGCGGACCUAUACCACCAGGAGAUGCGCGAGCUUCGCGCGCAAGUGGAGGAGAUCGGCAGCGAGAAAGCCCACAUUCUCAUCGAUAGGGACAACUUAGAAGAAGACCUGCACAAGCUUAGGGCCAAAUAUGAGGAGGAGAUAAGGGCGCGCGAGGAGGCUGAGCAGACCCUGCGGUCGUUCAAAAAAGACGUGGAUGACGCCACCAUGGCGCGGCUGGAUCUAGAGCGCAAAGUGGAGGGCCUCCUGGAUGAGAUAUCCUUCCUGAGGAAGGUCCACGACGAGGAGGUGGCCGAACUGAGCGGUAUGGUCCAGGCAGCUCAUGUGUCAGUCGAGGUAGAGCUGGCCAAACCCGACCUCACCUCGGCUCUGAAAGAGAUCCGCAAUCAGUACGAGACUCUGGCUUUUAAGAACCUGCACUCCGCGGAAGAGUGGUAUAAAUCCAAGUUUGCCAAUCUCAACGAGCAGGCCACCAGGAGCAAUGAGGCAAUGCGGGCCAGCAGGGAGGAGAUCAACGAAUUCAGGAGACAACUGCAGUCCAAGACAAUUGAGUUGGAGACCCUACGUGGCAUCAACGAGUCUUUGGAACGGCAGAUUCGAGAGACAGAAGAUGGACACAAUCUUGAAAUCGCAGGUUUGCAGGAUACCAUUGGGCACCUGGACAAUGAUUUGCGGAACAUCAAGAAUGACAUGGCUCAGCAUCUUCGAGAGUACCAGGAUCUGCUCAAUGUCAAAAUGGCUCUGGACAUUGAAAUAGCUGCCUACAGAAAACUGCUGGAGGGAGAGGAAACUCACUUUAGCACAGGAAUAUUAUUCGGCGCCUCGAACCAUGGCACCAGUCACUUUGGAUACCAGCCACGUGCCUCAAGCUAUGCACGGAGUACCAAUAAGGAGAAAGAGGCUGCUCAGAAAGAUGGCUUCAAGGAGAUCACUGAGGAAAAAGUAGAGAAGAGCGAUGAAGCAGAUAUCAACUCAAACAACUAG
Messenger RNA from Salvelinus namaycush (lake trout), 1484 nucleotides. RefSeq names its product internexin neuronal intermediate filament protein, alpha a (gene inaa). Gene Ontology annotation, cellular component: postsynaptic intermediate filament cytoskeleton; intermediate filament; cytoplasm. NCBI's taxonomy places the organism in Eukaryota, Metazoa, Chordata, Actinopteri, Salmoniformes, Salmonidae. Gene Ontology annotation, biological process: intermediate filament organization. Bases 72 to 1484 code for a protein of 470 amino acids. The record is from RefSeq and is a predicted model, not a curated record. The transcript is spliced from 3 exons. Gene Ontology annotation, molecular function: structural constituent of postsynaptic intermediate filament cytoskeleton.